AAUGAACAAUGCUGAGAUUGCUUUGAGAACAGAAUCAUUGUUUAACUCCAACAUGGACGGAUGCAUCAGUUAUGAUGUGGCAUAUUUACUUGCUUUAUUUCAAAAAGCGUUGUAUUUUUCGGGUCCACUUGAUGAAGACGGCUGCAAAAAGGCAAGGGAAUACUAUCAGGAAGACUACUCAAAAAUGUUUUCCACAUGUGAUCGACAAGUUUACGUUAAUGCGUCAAAAAGCUCAGGCAACUACUUCUUGCACGUAUUAAAAUCUGUCAAACCGGUUUAUUUAAUUGACUACCCAAAUUACGUUGAUACACAUCGUAGAAUGAUAUACGCAUUCAAUGAUCAAGGGUGUAAAUAUAACGGUUUCGUUACAACUAGCUAGGGUAAGUUUCGUUAUGUUUAAGGAUAAAGCAUUUCGUGCGCGAUUGUAC
Molecule: messenger RNA, 428 nt
Organism: Dicrocoelium dendriticum
Lineage: Eukaryota; Metazoa; Platyhelminthes; Trematoda; Plagiorchiida; Dicrocoeliidae
Source: the annotation of a GenBank genome assembly